CCUUCCCUCCGUUGAGCUGUGGUCAGGGUUCUGGAACACUUUCGGUUUUGUUUCCUUGUCAGCAAACAAAACGAAACUAGCCAGAAACACCCGAGACCAGACCAUGGAGGAAGACGUCCAAGGGUGCGAACACUGCAAAAGAAGUGUGGCCUCUGCCCACUUCACCCUCCAUGAGGCCCAUUGCCUACGGUUCCUGGUGGUCUGCCCAGACUGCAAGGAGCCCAUCCCAAAGAGUGAAAUGGAGGAGCACUUCGAGACCAGCCACAAGGAGGUUAAGUGUACUCUGUGUCAGCAGAACAUGCAGAUGCAUUUGCUGGAGGCUCAUGAGGCCGAGGAAUGCCAAAUGCGCCAGGUCAAGUGUAAGUUCUGUGAGCUGCCCAUGAACUUCAGCAAGCUGGGGACCCAUGAGUACCACUGUGGCAGCAAGACAGAGCCCUGUCCAAACUGCAGCCACUACAUCUUGCUGCGAGAGUUGGCCCACCACAGAGACGCCUGUCAGGGGAAACAGGCUCAGCCCGGCAGAGGGAAGAGAAUAUCAGCUCCUCUGAGGAAAAUCAACUGUAAUUCUUGCAACCAAAUGAUUCCGGUAAAUGAGUAUCCCCACCAUAUGGAUAAAUGUUGUCCAGUCUCAGGGUUUGCAGAAUUGUCUCCAUUUGGAAAGCCAAGAAAUAUUCCACUAUUCCUUCCAAGUCAGACCACUGUAGGUCAAACUUCCACGGCACAGAAAGAUGUCCGUCCAAAGAUGAAAAAUAUAAACGGAUUUCCUCCUCUUUUUGAAAAUUCAACAAAGGAAGCACCAAGAAGCAAAAAGAAACUCUCAAAUCUGCCUUUGAAGUCUGAGCUCAAGCUCAGAACCACCUCUUCCAUAGGAGAUGAGUCAGCCUAUGACAUUCUGAGGAAGUGUUCUUGGUGUGAUAUUCUACUUCCCUUGCCAACCCUGAAUCAACACCAGAUAAAGCAACUGAGGCCCAGAGAGCAGAAGUGUUUGGGUCAAGAUUCUAAGUCACUUGGUGGCUUGCCUCCAGUAGAUCAAGGAGAAAUGCCGGUGGUUAGCAUCAUCGAAAGGAAAAUACACGAGAAAUUCCAGCUAGAUCUAGAAAAGAAAAGACAUUGAUUUGUCCAAGCGCUACAGAUAAACCAGGAGAAAACAGUCUCCAGUUCUUCUGCCUGACUAAGCACUAGGCCCUACAGCUGGGACACCUCAGGGAACCCAGCUUUGCCCCUGAAGAAUAAAAACCAUCCUCCCUGAA
This is a messenger RNA of Loxodonta africana (African savanna elephant), 1250 nucleotides long. It is a transcript of the gene XAF1, whose product is annotated as XIAP associated factor 1. The transcript has 9 exons. Gene Ontology annotation, cellular component: mitochondrion. Lineage: Eukaryota; Metazoa; Chordata; Mammalia; Proboscidea; Elephantidae. The record is from RefSeq and is a predicted model, not a curated record. Bases 104 to 1114 code for a protein of 336 amino acids. Gene Ontology annotation, biological process: apoptotic process.